AUGUUGAUUCAAGAAUCCUACCACGAUGUGCCUACCACGGCGGACGGCAGUGGGACCAUGCGUAUUUACGUCUAUCAUCCCACCAUUCCAGGAUAUCCCAAGGCACGGUUCCCGGGUGUGGUAGUUUUCAGUGAGAUCUAUCAAGUCACCGGCCCCGUGGCGCGCUUCGCCCGUCAAAUUGCCGGUCAGGGCUAUAUCUGCGCCGCCCCCUCUAGCUACCACGAAUUCACCGGUCCGGAAGCCCUUGAGUAUAAUGCCGAGGAUACUGACAAGGGAAAUGAGUGGAAGAUCAGCAAGAAAAUCGCCGCCUACGACGAAGACGCCUCUCUCUGUGUGGACUACCUCCUGUCACUGCCCACGUGCAAUGGACGUGUGGGCGCAACGGGAAUGUGCCUGGGUGGCCAUCUGGCAUAUCGGUGUGCGCUGGAUAGCCGGGUGAAGGCGGCAGUGUGCUAUUUUGCGACCGACAUCCAUAGCCACACGCUUGGGAAGGGUAAGAACGAUGACAGUCUGGCCCGCGCCGGAGAUAUCAAGGGAGAGUUGACUAUGGUG
Molecule: messenger RNA, 552 nt
Organism: Aspergillus uvarum CBS 121591
Lineage: Eukaryota; Fungi; Ascomycota; Eurotiomycetes; Eurotiales; Aspergillaceae
Product: dienelactone hydrolase family protein
Exons: 4
Molecular function (GO): hydrolase activity
Source: RefSeq, a predicted model, not a curated record